Messenger RNA from Lodderomyces pseudojiufengensis, 750 nucleotides. RefSeq lists its product as uncharacterized. The transcript has a single exon. Lineage: Eukaryota; Fungi; Ascomycota; Pichiomycetes; Serinales; Debaryomycetaceae. The coding region runs from base 1 to 750 and encodes 249 amino acids. The record is from RefSeq and is a predicted model, not a curated record.
AUGGCUAUACCCUCCAGUAUCAAAUGGCUAGUAGCUAUAUUUCUCCUUAUAUCACACAAGACAAUUCCAUUUGCGUAUGUAAUUAGAUUUUACUAUCAUGUUUUAACAGGUUUAUCAUCAUCAAAAUUAAAUAUAUCAAAAGAUGCUCAAAAAUUCAAUUCAUUUGGUUAUAAUCAACCAUCAGAUUUAUUCAAAACUAUAGUAUUAGAUUCAAGAGUAUCACCAUUAGAAAUAGAUAUGUAUUUACAUAAAUCAAAUUCAACAUAUUUUUUAGAUUUAGAUAUAGCAAGAACAAAAUUAUUAAUUAGAAUUAUACAACCAUAUUGGUGGUAUGCAUUUGCAAAUGAUCAUGGACAAUUUGGAGGUGGUACUAAGAAAAAAUAUAGUAUAUCAAAUUUCCCAUAUGUACCAGUAGCAACAGUUCAAUGUCAAUUUAAAAAAGAAUUAAAACCUUUCCAAAAAUUUAAAAUAAAUUCAAGAAUUUUAGCAUGGGAUAAAAAAUGGUUAUUUGUAUUGUCGGUUUUCACAACCUACGAUAAAAAAACUAAAAAAUUUGAUAAAAUAAAUGCUAUAGCAUUAACUAAAUAUGUUUUUAAAAUUGGUAAAUUAACUAUUUCACCAAUUGAUAUUUUAAAUUAUUGUAAUUUUAUAAAUGAUGAAAAUUUAAAAAUUAAUGAAAAAAAUUAUAAUUUAGUUAAAUAUUUAGUUGAUACUGAAGAUUUAGAAAAAUUAGCUUCAUUAUCUGUUUAG